CUCACGCUUUCGCCUUGCUCUCUCUCUCUUUCUCUCUUUCUCUGUCUCUGCAAAGUACCUGAAGCUCUCUCUUUCCCGAGAAAGUUGCACCAGAACCCUUUGUCGUCGAUCGCUUCAUUUGGCUUUUAGUCAACACACACGCAGAGACGCGUACAGUCUCUCUCUCGUUUCUUGGAUCAUAGCCGUUGUCGUUAGUCUUGCGUGGGAAAGGGGAGAGAGAGGGAGAGAAUGGUCAAGGAGGGAGAUCAGACAGUGACCAUCCAUCUGCUGAAGCAGAAGAUGGCCGAGUUCGCUGAGGAGAGAGACUGGGAUCACUUUCACAGCCCCAGGAACCUCCUCUUGGCUCUGGUGGGCGAGAUCGGGGAGCUGUCGGAGAUAUUCCAGUGGAAAGGGGAGGUGCCGAAGGGCCUUCCGGAUUGGGAAGAGGAGGAGAAAGUGCACUUGGGCGAGGAGCUCUCGGACGUGCUGCUCUAUCUGGUCAGGCUCUCCGACAUCUGCGGCAUCGACUUGGGCCGAGCAGCCCUCCGCAAGGUCGAGCUCAACGCCCUCAAGUAUCCCGUCUCUCUCUCCAAAUUGGCCUCCUCCAAGAAGCAAGAAGCCAUCACCACCAAAACCCUUGUUGGCAAUAGUGAUACUGCUGGCGCUGUUGUGGCCGAGAGUGGUUGAUCAUGUUGAGCUUCUUUUCAUUUUGAUCCAAAUAA
Messenger RNA from Syzygium oleosum, 701 nucleotides. RefSeq lists its product as uncharacterized. The transcript has 2 exons. Gene Ontology annotation, biological process: nucleoside triphosphate catabolic process. The record is from RefSeq and is a predicted model, not a curated record. Bases 229 to 666 code for a protein of 145 amino acids. Gene Ontology annotation, molecular function: nucleoside triphosphate diphosphatase activity. Lineage: Eukaryota; Viridiplantae; Streptophyta; Magnoliopsida; Myrtales; Myrtaceae.